Messenger RNA from Aspergillus neoniger CBS 115656, 3031 nucleotides. Its product is annotated as glucan endo-1,3-beta-D-glucosidase. Lineage: Eukaryota; Fungi; Ascomycota; Eurotiomycetes; Eurotiales; Aspergillaceae. Gene Ontology annotation, cellular component: cell surface. The transcript has 7 exons. Gene Ontology annotation, molecular function: endo-1,3(4)-beta-glucanase activity; glucan endo-1,3-beta-D-glucosidase activity. The record is from RefSeq and is a predicted model, not a curated record. Bases 1 to 2829 code for a protein of 942 amino acids.
AUGGAGAGGAAACACAGAUGGGGCUCUUCAUUCUUACUAAUGUGGCUUCUAGCUGCAGAAGGAGUAUACUCGGCGCCGAGACAAACUUCUUCAGCUGCGUCUUCGAAGACGCAAUUUCCACCGGGUGCUGAAACUGAAAGGGUACUAGCGGGUACAAAAGGCUUCUAUCCGACCAGCCUUGAGCGCGAGGGCCAUCCGGUGCGCCCAGCCCCGACAUCCACAGGGAAGGAUAAAGACCCCUUGGGGCUUGAUGGGCUGUUUGAUGCCCUGGGAGAUACCGCAAACCUCCCAAACGAAUUAUUGAGCGAGUUUCUACCGGGCUGGGAUAAGAAUUACCCAGUGACCGUACCGGUAUCAGCAUAUAAACCGGCUAGUGCGGAUACAACUACUUCAUCUACAAAACCACAAACGGAGCCAGAGACUUCUGAGACCUCCACGGCGGAAGCUCCUAGUCAGAACGCCCCAGAGGCUACAACCGCCGCCACUUCUCAAACCAGCAGUCAAGCAUCCAGUACAACAAGCGUGACCCAGUCCUCAAGCUCAAGCUCAGCGAGCCAGGCCCAGCCCUCAAGCUCAGCAAGUCUGACCACGACCGCAAGUCAAACAACGCAAGCCGAGAAUUCAAUUACUUCAUCUGUUGUGCAAGCCUCAGUUACAUCAAUGUCUGGUCAGGACGUCUUUGUGCCAUUGGCGACAGGUCCAAUCCCGCAAACAAUUACAGCGCGGAACGAUCAUCCUGUGCCUAAGAAAGGAAUUGAAAAUGUCACGACACCGAUCGAGACAAACAAGUUCUACGCUGGACUCUUCCUAGGUUCGCAGACCAAUACUACUUUUACCCAUCCCUAUGGUGUGUCAUGGGCGAAAGGAAGCGGGAAUGCCCAAAGUUAUGGAAUGGCCAUCUCCCACAACGAGGUUAAUGUCGUUGCAAAUGGCCCCACCAACACCAACAUUCCUGGCAAUCCAAUCCAGUAUUACAUCAACCCUAUUGGCAUUCAGCAUAUGAUUCUGUCGGCCACAGAACUGAAUACCUCGACUGUGCUGACCGCCGAAAAUCUUCUGCCAUUCUCCGCUGACGCUGUUCUGAGUCCCACUCCCGGGUCAAGCCAGAGAAUUACCAUCCCUCUGGUGCAGGGAAUGGGCUUCGUCACGGGCAUGUACAACAACCUACAGCCCCUGAUCCAGAGUGGUGUUUUCUUCAGCAAAGUCGUCACGGCUUCCUCGCCCCGGAUUGGCAUCUACAAAUACAAGGUGUCUCUGGCGGAUGGAACAGAGUGGCUUGUUUAUGCCAUUCCUCAGGAUGGAAAGGACCCUGAUUUCCGCCUGGAAUCUAACACUAACUUCCGUGGCCCAAGCGGCUGGUCUGGCACCGUUCAGAUCACCAAGAACCCAGCAGGUGCCUCUGGGGAGAAGUUGUUGGACGGCUCGAGCGGCGUCUUUGCUUUGGAAGCUGCUGUAUCCGGGUCGGUUCUAAACGGUGCUGGUACAUACAAUCUGGCAUUCGCCAAGACAGGGAAGCAGCUGCAAGAGACACCACUGCUCAUGUAUGCCCUGCCCCAUCACGUCGAAUCGUUUGACAACACUACCAAGGGUCGUAUGACCAGUAUCUCGCUUCGGACAACGACAAAGGGUAAUGCAACUGCUGUUGUAGGAGAAACCUGGACAAUGCUUGAGCCGAACCUUCCGACCCAAAUGGGCUUCGACCCGUGGACUGUAUCGUCCGGUAACGUCAACAAUCUGAGCGCUGCUGCCAAACAAGUCAUCCUCUCUGUGGCACCCACCGAGCUCAACCAAAGCAUCGACCAACAGUCAGACCUGAAUAGCAUGUACUACAGUGGAAAGGCAUUGAGCAAAUUCGCAACUCUUGUUUACACCGUGAACAAGCUGGGAGGAAACCCUGACCUGGCAGCCUCAGCCUUGCAGAAUCUGAAGACCGCCUUUUCUCGCUUUGUGGACAACAAGCAACAGUUCCCCUUGGUGUAUGACAGCGUUUGGAGGGGAGUGGUGUCUUCUGCCAGCUAUGGAGGCGAUUCUGGUGCUGACUUUGGAAACACUUACUACAAUGACCACCACUUCCAUUAUGGUUACUUUAUCCAUGCUGCUGCCAUUAUUGGGUCGCUUGAUUCGACAUGGCUCACGGAUUCCAACAAGGCCUGGGUGAACACGCUUGUUCGCGACGCUGGAAACUCGGCCGCAAACGACCCGUACUUCCCCUUCUCGCGCUCAUUCGAUUGGUACCAUGGGCACUCGUGGGCCAAGGGUUUGUUCGAGUCGUUUGACGGAAAGGAUGAGGAAUCAACCUCGGAAGAUACAAUGUUCGCAUAUGCUCUGAAGAUGUGGGGAAAGACGAUUGGCGAUGCUAGCAUGGAAGCCCGCGGCAACCUGAUGCUGGGAAUCCUCCGACGAAGCUUGCACAACUACUUCCUCAUGGAGAGUGACAACAAGAAUCAGCCUGCGAACUUUAUCGCCAACAAGGUCACUGGCAUUCUGUUUGAGAACAAGGUUGAUCAUACUACUUACUUCGGUAACAACCUGGAGUACAUCCAAGGCAUCCACAUGCUGCCCCUUCUGCCUUCGUCUCCAUAUGUACGAAGCCAGAACUUUGUUCGCGAGGAGUGGAAUGCACUCUUUUCGGCCAAUGCCACCGACCCUGCGUCGAACGUCACCGGAGGAUGGAAGGGUGUCUUGUACGCCAACCUGGCCCUGAUUGACCCUGCAUCUUCGUGGAACUUCUUCGCACAGUCCAGCUUCGAUUACAGCUGGAUUGAUGGUGGAGCGUCACGUACAUGGUAUCUUGCAUUUGCAGCGGGCUUGGGCGGAGGUCCUGCUUAAGGACGCAGCAUAGCGAUGAUGCAUUUGAUAUAUUUGGUUUGGCAUUUUUGAUUGUCCAGGACUUCUUUCCUGGAAGAUAUGCAGCAUGUGUUGCUGAUAUGUUUGGCUGGCGCCGUCUACUAUACCUGUUCAUAUAUCCGACUAUCCUGUGGACGUAGUGAUAUAGAUAUUUAUUAAUGACUUGAUCUACAUUGGCAUCGAC